AUGUCAGGGUUAAAGGAAUUGCUGAAGAAAGGGUUAGGAGACAUGGCCUUCAACGCCGGCGGAGGAGCCAUCACCUGGUUCCCCGGCCACAUGGCCGCCGCCACACGCGCUAUCCGCCACCGCCUCAAACUCUCGGACCUCGUCAUCGAAGUCCGAGAUGCUCGCAUUCCCCUCUCCUCCGCCAACGCAGAUCUCCAGCCACACCUCUCCGCAAAACGACGCGUUGUCGCACUGAAUAAGAAAGACCUUGCCAAUCCUAACAUCAUGCAUAAGUGGAGGCAUUAUUUCGAAACGUGCAAGCAAGAUUGCAUUCCGAUAAACGCGCACAGCAAGAGUUCCGUGACGAAGCUUUUGGAACUGGUGGAGUUCAAGUUGAAGGAAGUCAUAUGCAGGGAACCGACUCUGCUUGUGAUGGUGGUCGGUGUUCCCAACGUUGGCAAGUCUGCUUUGAUUAACUCCAUUCAUCAGAUUGCACAGUCUCGCUUUCCUGUGCAGGAGAAGAUGAAGCGUGCUGCUGUUGGUCCGCUACCUGGUGUUACUCAAGACAUUGCAGGAUUUAAGGUCCGGUUAACAAACAUUAAUAUGAACAUAAACAGAACUGCAAUUCUUUUGAUUCUAUUGUUGUUCGUGGGAAGCAAAGCACAGUUUUAUGCCAGAAACAAUUCUGCCUCCAUUCUGUUUCAUAUAGCACAUAAACCAAGCAUAUACGUCCUAGAUUCCCCAGGGGUUCUGGUUCCAAGCAUCUCGGACAUAGAGACAGGGUUAAAACUGGCCCUGGCAGGGUCUGUCAAAGAUUCAGUAGUGGGUGAAGAGCGUAUUGCUCAAUAUUUAUUGGCAGUGUUGGACACCCGGGGGACUCCACUUCACUGGAAGCACCUAAAUAACAGGAGAAUUGAUGGGAUUGAAUACGAACCUGAGGAGAAUCAUGAAUAUAGUCUGAAAAAUCUUAAGCCAAAGAGAAGAAAUCUGCCAAAUAGAUCUGAUUUGGUCUAUGUUGAGGAUCUUCUAAUGGGAGUUCAACAUGCACUCUAUUCAACUCUAACAGAAUUCGAUGGGAAUGUAGAAGAUGAAAGUGACUUGGAGAGCCUUAUUGACCUGCAAUUUAGUGCACUUCAAAAGGCAAUGAAGAUACCUCACAAAGCUUCAGAAGCACGGUUAAUGGUAUCCAAGAAGUUACUUACUCUAUUCAGAACUGGUAAGCUUGGUCCUUUCAUUCUUGAUGAUGUCCCGGAUGUCAAGCCUGUAUCCUAA
Sphenostylis stenocarpa is the source of this 1251-nucleotide messenger RNA. The record is from the annotation of a GenBank genome assembly. NCBI's taxonomy places the organism in Eukaryota, Viridiplantae, Streptophyta, Magnoliopsida, Fabales, Fabaceae.